Corylus avellana is the source of this 2898-nucleotide messenger RNA. Its product is annotated as pentatricopeptide repeat-containing protein At2g33680-like. NCBI's taxonomy places the organism in Eukaryota, Viridiplantae, Streptophyta, Magnoliopsida, Fagales, Betulaceae. Gene Ontology annotation, molecular function: RNA binding; protein binding. The record is from RefSeq and is a predicted model, not a curated record. Gene Ontology annotation, biological process: RNA modification.
AUACAAUAAUUUGAUAUAAUCCAGUUAGUAAACCGGAAUUCUAACUACAUAACAGCAAAAGGUCACGUUUCUUCUUCUCUUAUUUGGUCAUGUAAAGGGUCAUGCUUCAAAGGAUUAGAUUUGGAAGUAUCAAAUUCUAUCACACAAAUAUUGAAUUCAGAAACAAUAGUAUAAGACAGUUUUAUCAUGAAACUAUCCAUGUUGAGAGAAUAUACACCUAUCGUUUAAAAAUAUGUGCAGAAUCAAAGGCAAUUUCGGAGGGACAAGCCCUCCAUUCCCACAUUAUCAAACUCUUAGCAGAGCCUCAGACCACUGUCCUGAACAGUUUGGCCAACAUGUACUUCAAAUGUGGGUGCACUUCACUUGCUGAGCAGGUUUUUGACGAAAUGCCUGAGCGAGAUACUGUGUCCUGGAACACCAUGCUAAGUGGCUAUCUUUCAACUGGGCAUGCUUGGAAUGCCUUUAUAUGGUUUAAAAUAAUGUUAGGUUGUGGUGUUGUGCCUGACCAAUUUAGUCUAAACAGUGUGCUCAAAGCUUGUUUUAUGAAUGGUGAACUUUGUGGAGGAGUACAAGUUCAUGGACUUAUUGUCAAGCUUGGUCUAUGCGACAAUGCCUUUGUGGGCAAUGGGCUUAUUGAACUAUAUGAUGAAUUUGAUUGCUUUGAUGAGUCGGUGAAUGUAUUUGAUGCAUUGGUCUAUAAGGAUGUUGCUGUGAUUAACACCAUGAUAAGGGUGUAUGUGAAAAUGGGGAAUGUAGAGGAAGCUUUUGAAAAGUUCCGCUUGCUUUUCUCUGAUACAAGGGGACCCAUGCGAGCUACAUUUGUUAACUUGUUGUGUGCAAUAAGUGGAUAUGAGAGUUUGAAAGAAGGAUUGCUUGUUCAUGGUUUAAUAAUUAAGCUUGGGUUGGAAGGUCAGGGUGUUGUGGAGAACUCACUUGUUCGGAUGUACUGUAGUUGUGGUGCCCUGGAUGAAGCUUUUGACUCGCUUCUUUAUCUUGGUAGCAAGAAUGUCAAGUCAUGGACCACUUUGAUAUCCCAGUUCACUAUUCAUGGAUGCUUUCAAGAAGCCAUGCAUGUUUUUCAGUGGCUGCACCGUGAUAAUGUUGUAGCAUUGGAUGAAUUCAUGCUAGUAUGCAUUCUUAAUGCAUCAGCUGCAUCUAAGUGCUUAUGUUUGGGUACUCAGAUACAUUCCAUCAUCAUAACAACUGGAAUUGGGCUACAUAAAGGUAUUGGGUCUGCUUUAAUGGACAUGUAUUCAAACUGUUUCUGUUUAGAAGAUAUGUACAAGGUGCUUCAACAAGUCGGUCGUAAAUGUGAUUUAUUAACUUGGACAACAGUUAUCUCUGGUAAUGUUCACAUUGGGUUACCCAUCGAAGCUUUAAAGUACUUUUCCCAAAUGCUAAAUGAAGGCGUGAGACCAGAUGCAGUUGUAUGUGUCAGUCUUCUUACAGGAUGUAUUGAUCUACAGACUAUUGAACAUGGUGAAAUGGUACACGCUUAUGUCACCAAGUCUGGAAAUGGAACCAAAAGUUAUGUUCAGACUGCUUUGAUUUCGCUCUACGCCAACUUUGGAUGCUUCAACAGUGCUGAAAAGAUUCUUGCUAGGAGGAUAGAGUAUGAUGUUGUUUCAGUGACAGCACUGAUAUCAGGUUAUGCAAAAUUUGGAAAUGGUAUACAAGCUUUAUUUUGGUUUAGAAACGUGCUGAGGGAAGGUAUUUCACCUAACAACUUCACUCUUGCAAGUGCUCUUAUGGCUUCUACCAAAUCAACAGCUAUCUCAACUGGAAGGUCACUACACAACCUAAUUAUAAAAGUAGGACUGGAAGAUGAUAACUUUGUUGCUAGCAGUCUGAUUGACAUGUACUCCAAGUGUGGGGCCAUAGAAGAUGCUGUUCAUUAUUUCAGCAGGACACACCAUCAAGAUAUUGUCGUAUGGAAUAGCCUGCUUGCAGGCCAUGCUCAUCAUGGGAAUGGAGAAGAAGUUUUGAAGGCGUUUGAUAAGAUGCAAAUUUGUGGAAUAAAGCCUGACAGGAUCACAUUUCUUUCAGUCCUUUCCGGCUGCAGCCAUGGAGCGCUUACGGACAAGGUGAUGGAAUAUUUCUGUAUGAUGCGUGAUGCUUAUGGAAUCAGUCCUAUGGUGGAGCAUUAUGCUUGUGUUAUAGAUUCUCUUGGGCGUGCUGGAUUAUUUAAGAAGGCAGUCAAAUUUAUAGAGACAUUGAGUUUUAUUCCCUGCAUGCUAAUUUUAAGGUCAUUACUCAGUUCUUGUAUUCUUCAUGGAUGCAUUCGUCUUGGCUUAGCUGUUGUAGCAAAGAUGAUAGUGCUAGGUGGAGAUGAAGUUGCAACUUAUGCAUUGCUUUCGAAAUUAUGUGCUGCUGAUGAGAGAUGGGGUGAUACACUAAAAGCAAGGGAGAUAAUGAAGAAGAAUUUAGGGCAACCGAAGAAGGUUGGCACCAGCUGGAUUGAGAGCACAAGCGUUCCAUCUUAACUCUAUGGCUGCAUUCUUGAAAUGAAGAAUUAUAUCUUCAUACGGGAGGCAUUGAGGUAUGACUUAUUUCUGCGCCAUCUAGUAUGCUUUGAUAUGCAGCAUUUGCAUAAUCUGAAAUGGAGAAAUGCCGUAGCCUGCCUAGCUAUUGCCUGCUAUUCAGCCACAUAAAAAACUUUUUUCGAUUAAUCUGUUGGAGCAUAUAUGAAAGGUUGGCGAUCUUGUUCUGGUAAAAUGGUGGAUGCUGCUGCUGCUGCGGCUGCAUGAUAUGAUCCUUCUAGUUUUGAUUUCGGGCAAAAGCUACUUAUUCCUGACAGUUUCUUUGUCUGCUCUAUGCGAACAACUUGUAAGAGAUCUAUACACAAUAAUUUUAUUACGUUUUAAUUCUCUGCAUGUGUAGUUUCAGAGAAUGCAGGAA